Messenger RNA from Dacryopinax primogenitus, 3273 nucleotides. RefSeq lists its product as uncharacterized. The coding region runs from base 6 to 3164 and encodes 1052 amino acids. NCBI's taxonomy places the organism in Eukaryota, Fungi, Basidiomycota, Dacrymycetes, Dacrymycetales, Dacrymycetaceae. The record is from RefSeq and is a predicted model, not a curated record. Gene Ontology annotation, molecular function: sodium:proton antiporter activity. The transcript has 3 exons. Gene Ontology annotation, biological process: sodium ion export across plasma membrane; proton export across plasma membrane; regulation of membrane potential. Gene Ontology annotation, cellular component: plasma membrane.
CCACCAUGAAAUUCGACCCAUUCGAAGUAUCCGUAGCCCAUAUCGCCUACUCCCUCCUGGGAGGUUUCGUCGUCAUAUUCGGCAUGUUCUCUCUCUGGCUCAAAGCACGCCUCUACAUAUCAGAAGCAGUAUGGGCAACCUUGUUUGGAAUAAUCGUCGGUCCUUACUGUGCGGGCAUAUUUGACCCCAGGUCAUGGGCGGGAAGCACGGAUGAGCAGGGGAUCGAAGUCACGAAUACUGUCACGCUCGAAGUCAUGCGUGUCGUACUCGCAAUCGGAGUGUUCGCAAUCGGCGUCGAACUCCCCAAAGCUUACCUAUGGCGACACGUCCGCUCCGUCCUCCUCAUCCUAUUCCCCGUCAUGGCCUGGGGCUGGAUCGUCUGCGCCGGGCUCAUAUACGGCCUCGUACCGGGCCUCGACUUCCUCUCUUCUCUCAUAAUCGCUGCCUGUCUCACCCCGACCGAUCCCAUCCUCGCCUCUGCCGUCGUAGGCGGGAAAUGGGCAGACAAGCACGUUCCAGCCCAUUUGCGCCAUCUGCUUGCCGCAGAGAGUGCGGUCAACGACGGCCUCGCAUUCCCCUUUCUCUACCUAGGCAUGUACCUUUUCCUCGAGACAAACGCUCGCACCGCUGUGGGGGAAUGGAUCUACUGGACGAUCCUGUACGAAGUCACGCUAGGGUGCGUGAUGGGCACCGUGCUCGGAGUGGGAUUUCGCCACCUGAUGCAGUUCUGCGAGCGGAAGGACCUCAUCGACCGAACUUCCUACCUCGCGCAAUACGUCUCCCUCGCUCUGCUCGCUAUAGGCGUCACGACCCUGUUAGGGACGGACGACCUCCUCUGUGCAUUCUUCGCCGGCACGGGCUUUGGCUGGAACGGAUUCUUCCAGAAACAGACAGAGGACAGUAUGUUCUCCAACGCCAUGGACUUGCUCUUCAACGUCGCCGCGUUCAUCUACAUCGGCGCUUGGCUCCCCUUUUCCUCGUACGCGGACACCCGCCUCACCCUCUCCGUAUGGAGACUCGUCGUCCUCGGCAUCCUCGUCAUCCUCGUCCGCAGGAUCCCGAUCUGUCUAGCGAUAUACACCUGGAUCCCGGAUAUAAAGACUUUCCGGGAAGCGCUCUUUACGGGACACUUUGGACCUAUGGGCGUAGGCGCGAUCUUCAUCUCCACCUUGGCGGCAACCCAGCUCCCAUCAAAAGGCGCUCUAGGUACACCUCCUUAUACUCAGGAACAGCUCCUCUCAGGGUCGAUACAGCCUAUUGUGAGCUUUAUAGUACUCUGCUCUGUCCUCUCCCAUGGGCUGUCAGUACCUGCGUUCAGCCUGAGCAAACGCGUUCACUCGCUGAGCAUGACUGCGCAUACCCGGAGCUGGAGUCGGCAGGCCUCUAGGGAAACAGGCCAUCGGGAGCCGGAGUGGGCGACCCAGGCCCGGAGAGUUCACAGGCCGGAAGACGUCGUCAUUAACCGUGACGUGGAUUUGGAAAAGGGAGCGCUGGGGUUAGGCCUUGGGGUGAGGAUGGAGGGGCUGGGGGAGGGGGAAGAGGAAGUGGGAGCGAUGGAUAGGGAGAACGAGAGGCCUAAAGGACCGGAAGGGGUGCAUAGGGAGGGAGGGACGGAGGAGGUGGGCGUGGAGCGGGAUACGGCUGGAGGGGGGUUGGAUAUGCGCGGGGAGGGGGAAGGGGGAGGCAGCCCGUGCAGUGGCGCCCCUGCGAGUGGGAGUGCGGCGGGGAGUGGGAGCGGGGCACUGGAGGACCAGAGACCGGCGGUGAGCACGUGGAAACAGGGGAACUACAUGGUUCUGGAACGCGAUCCGGGGCAUGGGGCUGAUGUCGAAGUGGAAGUCGUCAGACGAUCAAUCGUACCCGCUAUCGAAGGCCGGCAGACGUUCACCGCUCGGACGCUAGAAGAAGCCCGAGCCCUAGGCAGGGAAUACGUCGUCAAGCUCGAGCAGAAGGCGCGGCAGAUUCGCGCCGAGCUCUUGAGGGAAGGGAAGAUCACUUUGCGGCAGAGUACGACCAAGGCCCGGUGGGGGGAGCAGACGAUUAGGAGACUGAGUGGGUUGGAAGUCGGUUCGGUCGAUUCGGUCGGUGAGGGGGGUGAGGUGGGUGAGGUGGGUGAGGUUGGGAGCUUGUUGCGCACUGGGCCAGGGGGUGGGGCAGGCGCAGGCGCAGGAGUCAAACCGGAGGCUGUGGCGGGUCCGAGUGGGACGAUACAUGAGCUUGGACAUGGUUUGCCUGUGACUGGGGAUGGGAAGUACACGGAGGAUUCAGAGGACCCGCCCGAGGAACAGGAGGACGAUGCCUGGAGGGACGAAGGUGAUCCCGAAGUGUCACCCGACCUUCCCGCCGGGGAGCCGCUGGACGAUAUCUGCCUGACAGAAGCAGCACUCGCGCAUCCUCUCCCCGCUCGCCGGCAGCUCCAGUUCCGCGAACCGGCGUCCAACGACCACCGACCGCCCGCGCAUGAGCCUGAACCUACGUCCCCCGAUACGCCUGUCCGGGAGAGUCAUUAUCCGCACCAUCAUAGUCGGUUUAUACGCAACGCGAAGCGGGCGAUCGUGCAUGCUGCGCAUGCACCGGGGAAGAGGAGGGAGGCGCGCCGUACCCUUCUGGCGGGGAGGAAGAACAAGAGUGCCUCCCCGCCUGCGCCUGCUGGGGAGCCGAUUUCUUCUAGCACGGCGCAGGCGCAUCAGAGGAGCGGUCAUGUGCAUCAUCAUCAACAUCAUCCCCCACGGCCAAUAUUGACAAGCGCGACUUCUACGUCUGAUUUCCCUGAUUCAUCCACUCCGAACACGAACACCACUGUUUCCCUACCUGGCACGUCUGUGCCUUAUCGCCUGCGCUCGCCCAGCCCGACGAGGGGAAGCAGAGGCUCAAGUCCAGCAAGGAGCGUUCGUUGGUCAGACUCGGUCAACCGGAGCGUGAACGGGAAUGGGAAUGGAAAUGCGAACGGAGUGGACGUCCUCAGCCCCCAGCCUCAGCCGGUUAGCGCACCGGCAUUUACGACGGGGUUUAACUCUGGAACAAAGAUGGACGCCGAGGGUCCGGGGAGCAGUUCUCCCAGUCCGGGGGAGAAUGCGAACACCGCCAGCACGAUCAGUACGAGCACUGCGCCGCCUUCUGGGGCACGGGUGAGGUUCGACACAUCUCAGGCUGUUACACGUUGAGCUUGUUUAAUUUCUUGAAACGCUUAGAACUUCAAUCUUGUACUGCUGGGACCGGGCACUGGUUGCAACUUCUUCUUUUUGUUUAGUUUAUACUCUUAUACCUUGAAUG